Caenorhabditis briggsae is the source of this 3729-nucleotide messenger RNA. RefSeq names its product Protein CBR-TTM-4 (gene Cbr-ttm-4). Lineage: Eukaryota; Metazoa; Nematoda; Chromadorea; Rhabditida; Rhabditidae. The transcript has 11 exons. The coding region runs from base 1 to 3729 and encodes 1242 amino acids. The record is from RefSeq and is a predicted model, not a curated record.
AUGUUAGACCUAGAAGUGGACUUGAACACAGCACUUGUAGCAGUCAAACAGAAAUGUGUGGACUUGGACGAGAAGAUUCGAAGAGAGAAUGAAGUAAGUAGACAUGAAAACCGCGGUCGUGGAUACUUGGGAGUUCGAAGAUACAUCUAUGCAUUGACGACCAAAAACAGCGAGAAUAAUCUUCAACGUCGUGGGAGAUCGCUGACAAGAGUGUACGUUGAGCAGAAGUUUUACAGAUCGAAGUCUGUUCCAUCGCCUGACCAAGUUCAACGCCUUGAAGACUGUACUCAGGACUUUGGACCAAACAAUGAGGAGCGUCUGGAGUACGUUGAAACUAUCGAUGCUCCACUGAAUGAGCUGAUCAAAGAAGACCAGUCCCAUCAUAAAAUGGUAUCACAACGUCUUCCAAAAGGACAAGGAGAAUGGGAUCAUGAACUGGCAGUUUAUGAAGAAGACGGGGUCAGUGGCCAAUUGGAAGAUAGAACAUUGACAUUGAGAGCAGGAGAUCAUCCAUUCGGAAUGAAUCAGUUCAAUGAAGUGGCUCAAGACGUUAGCUCUAGAAUUGCAAAGUUUUUCUCUGAGAAAGAGGAGAACCAUAUUCGAGCUCGUGAACUAUCUCUUUCCGUUCAUCCAGUAUAUCAUCAGAGUAAUGGCGAUGCAUACACUUCAUUUGGAAUGUCUCGUUCUAAAUCCAUGGGAUCCGUGGCCCAUGAAGCACACCAGAAAUCUCAUGCGUCGGAAACUCAUGUAACUACGUCAUCAACGUAUCAUGCAUCAAGACCACGCCUGGAUCAGGUAUCCACUACUACCAAGUCAUUGAGCAACUUGUACAAUGUUGAUUCUCGUCAUGACUAUGAAUCGCGCUACGGUCAUUAUGUUUCUGGAUACGGUCACUAUGGAAAUCCACUACCUCCACCAAAGAAUCACGAAGUGAUGCCAAAGAUGUCAGUGAAAAAAGAGGAGCAUAUUUAUGCACCACCAUUGCCCAGAACUCAUGAACACACAACUACUAAUGUGGAGAAUUUCGCAAGUCACUAUGAGAGAAAAUACGAUUUCAAAUCAACAUUCCCACCAGGAGUCGAGAUGCCAGAAGGAUAUCACGACUAUUAUGAUCCUAGCAAGUUCAUGUUCCUUGAUCCAAAAGGGUACUAUCAGGGCAACAUCACUCGUCCUCUCCAUUACUCUUACUCUCGCGACUAUCUUGAGAAGUAUUCCGACUACGGUUCACGUCGUCAAUCUCCAGUUCCACCUGUCAAAACACCUGAACCUGAAUACAUUGUUCUUUCGAAAACCGAAGAUCUUCCAAAGCACGAUACCCAUUUGACUUUUGUAUUCCCAGAUUACUACGACAAUGCCACCAGAAUCAUUCUGAAUCGUACUGAGGAUCUUGCGCUACACGACUUUAUUCCUACCAAACAUGCCGACUACUAUGACAACUCCGCCCGGAUUGUUCUGACAUACACCAGAGACGUCCCACAUUGCCAGAUUGUGAUUGAAGAAUAUCCAGCCUACCGUCCAUAUGAAACCCAAGAGUUGGUUGAGACUUUCGAUGACGAAGAACCAGAGUAUGAAGAAAUUUAUGAGCCAGUCCUUAUCGAGCUUCAUUACAACAGGGACCCUGAUCACUACGUUUUUUGUCCAACUAUUCCCUAUUCUCCACCUCCACCACCACCACAACCAGUCGUUGAGGAAAUCCACGUGGCAAAUCCAGUUCAGGUCAUCGAAGAGCCCCCAGUACCUGCCGAACGUCAUUAUGAUGAGAUCUACAUUGGAAGAGAAGCAUUGGAUGUUUCAGUAUCUCCAACAUUCAAUAAAAGUGAUGAUCAAAAGCAUUUGGGACUGGAAAAGAGUGUUCAUGAUCGUGUGAGAGAAAUGGAAGAAUCGUUGAGAAACGUGGAUAGACUUAGACUUUUGGAAGAAGAAAAGAGAAGGCAAUAUGAAAUUAGACAGGAGGAAAUCAGAGCAGCAAGAUUGAUUGAAGAGCAACAUGCGUACAAUGCAUACGAGGAAGUAGAAGAAAGCAAGAAUACUCCAGCUCCUCUUCCACAACCAGUUCACGUUCCUGAUGUAUUCGUCAUUCCUGAGAAGCCAAAACGAACAUGGCAGCCACCACCAAAACCAGAACUAGAACUUGAUGAACACAUUGACAAGCCUCUUGGUCCAGUAAUCUUCCAUGAGCUGAUUUAUCAACAAGGAAUUCUUCGUCAAAAGUUCCAAGAAGAGCAUCGUCAGAAUAAGGCUCGGCCAGUGAGCCAUCCAGUGUCUCGUGCUAAUUCUCGUCCAACAACUCCUGGUUUGGAGCCAAAGUCUAUUGAUUUCCCACGUCUUGAUAAUGCUACUAGUCCCAGAGAUCACAGCGAUUCUGCAGGAAACGUGGAUUAUGUUCAGAAGCAUAUUCAACAGUACAAUGCGUAUGGUGAUUCCAUUACUCAAGAUUCUCAACUGGAGAAUCGAUCGCAUGUGCAUACUGUCAAUGCUGAAACACAUAAUCAUCCUCAAAAUCAUUUCAAUCAUUCGGAUAGCCAUGCUCAUUCCCUCUCCGAGCAAAUUCAUCAUUCGCAUUCACAAACUCAUGUGUCUCAAAUCAACCAUGUCCAUUCUGAUUCUCACGUAUACGAUCAUGUUCAUAGAGCUCAGGAGCAUCGGGGUAGUGUUGUAUAUGAUGAGCCACACGGUCAAGCAGUCUAUGAUAUUCCACAUGAUCAAGGUUCAAAAUAUCAAUUUUUCAAAACUCAAACUGACACUGAAAUUAUAGAGCAUCACUACGAGGAAGUUCAUAAUGGACAUCACGAAACCCAUAUCCAUCACCAUCAUCACCACCAUCAUCAUCUGAAUGAGCAAGAGCUACAGUAUGAAGUUGCUCGAACAAAUAAAGCAAUCCGUCAGAUGAGCAAGACGAACAAAUGGGAAGAGCAUGAGGAGAAAAGACCACAUAUUGAGGCUCACAAGAAUGAAGGAUCGAGAGUAAGCUCGUCUUCUCAAGUUAGCACGACUACAACAGGAUCAACCGUUCUUCAUCAUUCUAACUCUCUGAAUCGUCAAAAUAUUCCUCCUCCAUUGAAGAUUGAUAACGAAAAUUCCGAGUCUUAUCAUGAACAACAUCAUUACGUUCACUUCGACAAUGAAAACUCUGAAAAUGUUGCUCUCCACAGCUCGAAAUCUGUAACCUCUUUGGAUUACCAACCGGUGAAUGUUGGUCAUGUUAAAAGCUUGACCAAACUUUUCAACAAACCGGAUGAGAAGCCAAUCACAACUGAACAAGUUAUCUAUAGAACCCGUGCUGCUCCUCCAGGCCAUCAUUUCCAGCAAGGUAUGAAGUCAAACACUAUAACUUUCAAUUAUUGUUCUUUUUUAGAGAUUAAGCCCCGUCCACGAUCACUUCCACCAGUCCCAAUGGAUGAGAUCGAACUGCAUGAGCAUGGAGAACGAGAUCAUUUGUCACGUCAUCAGCAUGAAAUUCAUGACCAUCAUCAUACAGAGCAUCAUGGAAACUCUUAUUCCAUUGGUGGUGGAGUGGCACUACAUGUCAAUGAGAAAACUGUAAAGUCACCUACCAGCCCUCAGAACAUCUUCCACAACUCUCAUUAUCAUCAUCAAACCAUGAACGAAGAGCCCACAAUCCGUGUUCGUCGUGUCUACAAAGCUCUCGAAGACACCUCAAUGCUCUCGCCAAUUUCUCUUCAAAGUGAUGAACCGAUGUAUGAUAUUCCAACUGAUGGAUUCCAUUGA